Orussus abietinus is the source of this 10016-nucleotide messenger RNA. RefSeq names its product maternal protein tudor. The transcript is spliced from 11 exons. NCBI's taxonomy places the organism in Eukaryota, Metazoa, Arthropoda, Insecta, Hymenoptera, Orussidae. The coding region runs from base 27 to 8225 and encodes 2732 amino acids. The record is from RefSeq and is a predicted model, not a curated record.
UCGAAGACCCGUAAAAGUCUCCGAAGAUGUCAGGCACGCCGCAAACUAACGAGAUCAGCCUCUUCGUCACCCACGUGGACGGCGACGGGGCUACGCUGAAAAUCUGGGGCCAGGUCGACCGGGACACAGUGGCAUGCGUGGAACGAAAGAUCCUAGCCUUAAUCGAGCGCUUCGGUCAAGGACUUGGUUUGCCCGGGGCUCAUACUAGGCCAUUGGCAUCGGAUAUUCUCUGCUGUGCCAGAUUUCAGAACGAUGGUUAUUAUCGGGCAAGGAUCUGUAGCAUAAGGCCCGAUGGUUCCGUCGUAGUACAGUUCAUCGAUUAUGGUAACGUCGAAGUCCUGACGCCACAUGACAUCAGGCUGCUCGAGGGCAUCCCUGAAUCGGAGAACCUGCAAUCGAUUCAUCCUCUGGCUAUUGAAUUUAUUCUGGCAAAUGUUAUGCCAAUUAAUCGUGCAUGGGAUGGCGAAACCAUCAAGUAUAUCAUGCAGACCAUUAGGUAUACAGAACUGAAAGCCAUAAUACACUCUACGGUUGGUAGUCAUUAUUUGCUAAAGCUAAUAUUCGAGGGACAAGACUUUGGGGAAUUACUGGUCAGCAAAGGAAUGGCUACUGUGGCAACACUGCAAGAUAUGUUCAGGCCAAAGUACUUGCAACAAUCUUUGAACAUUCGGGUAAACGCACACCAAGCAGUUCCUGUGGCUGAGAUGCCAGUUAUGGAUGAAGCAAACGUUGCAAUGUGCCAACAGCUACAGCAAUCGAUGCAACAACCGAUGCAACAACCGAUGCAACAAUCGAUACACCAACCGAUACAUCAGCCGGUACAACAACCGGUACAACAACCGAUACACCAACCUGUACAACAGCCAUUACACCAUGGCAAUUACUUUACCGAAGCCCAGUGUCCAUUGCGUCCUUUGCAAGAGAGUUGGAAGACUUGUGUACCUCAACAAGUUGCUAUACCGCAGAGGCAGUUACCACCGGUGCAACCAGAAGCUCUUGUAUUCAAAACUCGUGUCUUAGAAAUUGGAUCUAUGCAUGAAGUAUAUGUAUCGCAUAUGGAGGAAGGACCUCUGAAGUUCUCUGUUCAGUUGAGAAGCAAUGGCAAGGUAUUGAAGAUGCUUAUGCAAAGUAUUAACUCGUUCAACGUACAACCUCUGCAGGAGCCUCCUCUGCCAGGAUCCGUUUGCCUUGGCCGUUAUACCAAUGAGCAGGUCCUCUGCCGUGCAGUCGUAAUGUCUGUUAUGGAGAACAGAUGCAAGCUAUACUAUGUGGACUUUGGGCAUACGGAGGUCUUACCCUAUAAGGACAUUUUUCAACUACCUCCACAAUUCAUCAAUCCCAAAGUGUUAUCGAUUAGGUUUACUUUAAGCGGUCUGAAAGACAUAAAUGUUACUCAAGAGGUGAAAGAUUAUUUUAAAACCAUUGCCAAAGGAAAGUGUUUUGUCCUGCAAGUUCGUCCACCGGAAGGGCCACCUCUCAUGCAGUACGGUGACCUAUAUGAAAACGGAAUAAACAUAAAAGACAAAUUGAAGGAAAUGUUUGGCUCUAAAGCACUGGAGUAUCAGACCGCGGUUCGACCACGCAGAGGUACCAUUGAAAUGGUUCGACCUUCAUUUGUUGAGUCUUGCUGCAACUUUUUCGUUCAAGCAGAAAGUGGCAUUAAAUCUCUGGAAUCAUUAAUGUCUCGUUUAAAUGAGUAUGCUAAAACAGCACCGCCGUUACAACCAGCUCAGCUGUACGUUGGCUUACCUUGUGCUGCACUCUAUGAAGCGGAUGAACAAUGGUAUCGUGCACAAGUCUUGGACGUUUCUGGAGACCAAAUCAAGGUUCUCUAUGUUGAUUAUGGCAAUGAGGAAAUAGUAACGAUAGCAGCUCUUCGAAUAAUCAACGAAGAUCUUGUAUCAAAAUUAUCAGCUCAAGCGAUAAAGUGCAUACUGAGUGGAUAUCAAUCGCAGUCCAGCACUGCAGAGGUCGACAGUCAAUUUGAAUCAUUGGUCUUCGAAAAGAAACUUGCAAUGUCUGUCAUUGACGAAUUGUCUAAUGCAAUUCUGGUGGAUCUCUUUGAACAAGAAAACUCCAGAAUGGAGAGUAUUCGAUCUCAUCUAAAUGUACCAACGGCUAACAAGCCAGAAAGUACUCCGUCACCGUUUUCUAAGGAUUCUACAAAUUUGAGGCCUGCCCAAAACUUGAAGAUUAGGCAGGAUGGCAGCGAAGGGUGGAACAAAAGAAAUCUAUUAGAUUCCUCCUGUCAGACCAUCGAUAGUGAUGUUUCUUUUGAAAAAGAGAAAACGAAAUCCUGGAAAGAGGAUGAAAAUGAACAGAAAAGACAGAACAAUCGUACACCAAAAGAUAACGGAGAUCAAUCUGUAAGCACUGGACAGUUUGAUCGGUCCAAUCGACUGGACAGAAGAAAUGAUAGGUUCAACAAAGACAAUUCGAGAAGUGACCGGUUUGGGAAAAAUGACACGAAUGAUAGAUACUCUCGAAAUGACGGAAAUACUUUUAACAGAAGUAACAGAGAAAAUCACACUGGUCGACCUCCCAAUAGAUAUAAUGCCAAAGCAGAUAGAGACAACGGAGCACAGUGGAGUGACAAAGAUUCCGAUACAUCCUCCAGAGGAAGUGGUGGUAAACGUGGAAGCGGAAAAGGAGGCUACCGAGAGAGAAGAAAAGACAGCUAUCAAGGAGGGACAGGAAGGAAUGACAGCUAUCAAGGAGGAAUGGGAAGGAAUGACAGCUAUCAGGGAGGAACGGGAAGGAAUGAUAGCUAUCAAGGAGGGAUGGGAAGAAAUGACAAUUAUCAACGAGAUACUGGAAGAUAUCAAGGAAAUAAGUGGAAUAGUAAUUCCGAUAAUGAACGAAGUAACUUCAAAGGAGGCAGAGCAAAUUGUAACGGUGACUACAAAUCUAACGACGGUCACAGAUUUAAGGAAAGGAAACCCUAUGAAAAUAGAGGUUAUGAUGAGCCAACUAAGAGCACCGAAGUCUGGGAAGAUGAUGUAAAUGCUUUGCCAUCGGAGAUCCCUGGACCACUUAAUGGGCUUGAUUGUAUUCCACCACCCAAUAUAACCGUUGGUGCUAUUAAGACCUGUGAUGUCGUCUUUUCCACCAGUCCAACGGACUUUUACGUUCAUCUGUGUCCUGACAAUUUGGACCUUGAACCACUAAUGAGUGACAUAGCAGCAUUCUAUGAGCAGGGUGGUGAACUGUUGAAGGAUUCUAAACUCAAAGUUGGUGUAAAUUGCAUUGCACAGUAUUCUGCCGAUUCGAUGUGGUAUCGCGCAGUUGUGAAUACUGUAGAAGACUCAGGCGUGCUCGUUCAAUUUGUGGAUUACGGUAAUACCGAAGUGGUGCCUCACGACAUGGUGAAGGAAAUACAACCUGAAUUCAAGAAGCUUUCGGUUCAAGCAAUUCACUGCAGACUUUUCUCUGCUAAGAAGUCGGAGUGGGAUGGCGAUGAAAUAAAAAACUUCUCGGAGAUGACCGAUGAGAAGGUCAUUGAAGCAGAAUUUGUGGCUGAAACUAAUGGAGUCUAUGAUGUGUUGUUGCGUGAAGUGAUCGAUGGUAUCCCCAGCGCAGGUUACUUAAAUGAUACUUUCUCUGAUGGCUCCGAUCUUACAUUGGCCAAAGAGAAUACCAGAAACAAAAGUUCGGGGAGAGUUAGCGCCCAGACCGCUGUACCGAACUAUGUUCCUAGUGGCACCAGAUGGACCGAACCUGAUAUCGCUUUAGGUUCCAAACAAGAUGUCAUCGUAACCUGGUUUAUCAAUCCAGAAAAUUUCUACUGCCAAUCGAUUAACGAGCAGUCGAAGUUCAGGUCACUGAUGAACGAAAUCCAGCAGGAAUAUGCAGGACGACGACCAAUUUCUGACCCCUUACAGGUCGGGACGCCUGUAAUAGCAGUUUUUGCGGACGACGGUGCACUUUAUCGCUCAGAAAUCAAGGAACUGAAUAAACCAUUAGGCCAUUUAAUCCAGUACGUGGAUUUCGGAAAUUGCGCCAUAGUUCAGCAAUCUAAAAUGUAUCCCGUUGAGAGGAAAUUCAUACACCUUCCGAAGCAAGGGAUUCACUGUCGCCUGAAAGACAUUCAACCAGCGGAAGGCUCGGCUUGGUCCAAGAUCAGUGCAAGCGAGAUAGACAAGUGCUUCGAUGCAGAACAGUUCGCGUGUACAUUCCACGAAACGAAAGAUGACAAGUACGUCGUUUCCCUUAACAGAAACGGAGCCGACGUAGGUGAAAGUCUGGUUACCAAAGGUCUCGCAUCGUACCAUGCCCCCGAAACUCCUGCUGCUUCAGUUGAGAACGUGAUGGAACGUCACGAUGCAGAGAAAGUGGACAUAACCUUGCUGGAAGGCCAAACUCUGCACGUGAAUGUCUCCAAUGUUGAUAGCGUUAUCAAGUUCCACAUUCAAUUACCCUCUGCCGUGGAAUACGAGAAAUGCGUCGCCCAGUAUAUGGCCAACAAGGAUCCGCAGGUGAUGCGACGAUUGUCGCGGCGCGAGGUGUGCCUCGACGCGGGCUGUCUGGUUAACUCGGCCGGCUCGUGGAGACGAGCUGUCGUCGUAGAGUAUUCGCCACGGGCUUCGCGUUUCGGAGUGCGGCUCAUCGAUACCGGAGCGCGCCGCGAGGUGUCGCUGCGACGCAUGUUCGCACUACCACCGCAGCUAUGGACCGUGCAGAAUCAGGCUAUCGCAUGUAUCUUGAAGGAUGUCCAGUCCUCCAUAGAGACCGAUGAGAGGUUCAAGACUUUGGUGGAGGGCAAGGAGGUUAUUGUUCAUGUCAAUGGAGUUAAGAACAACAAACUUAUCGUCGAAGUUUAUAACGUUUUGGGAGAGAAGGUGAAGAUCGUCGAUGAGUUCGCUGGUUGCAAGAUCUCUCCCAUAUGCCCGAUGCCCAUCCUGUUUCGAUGCCUGAAAGUUCAUGUGGUAUUUAUAAAUAAUGCUAGUGAAAUGUGGCUGCAGAAGGUAUUAGACUUCGGUAAACGUGACGCCUUGCAAGAAGUGUUGAACGAAUACUAUGGAAAUUCUGGUGAGCUAGUGAAUCCAAUGGAAGGUUUAGUGUGUGCUGCACUGAGUGGAGAUGGUAAUUGGUAUCGAGCAGAGGUUAUUGAAAAGUUAGAAAAUGGUGCGAAGGUACAUUUCCUGGACUACGGUAACCAGGAAGAUCUUGGGAAGGACUGUUUCAAGAGUCUGGAGACGCAGUUCUACUCACCUCAUCGAUUGGCUGUCAAAGUCUCCUUAAAGCUGAAGCUGAGGGGUACCAAAGAAGAGCAGUUGAUCGUCUUGGAGGACCAUAUGCUUGAUAAUGAAUUCCUGGCCACGUUUUCCAAAGUCGAUGGCAAAUGGUUCGUUGAUAUGGAACAAGAUGGAAAGAAACUCAGUGAGAUACUGAACGUGUGCGAAGACACUCCAGAGAUAGCUACCAUAGAAAAAAACAAAGUCAGCGAAGCAGUGGUGGAAAACAGUUACGAAGUUGUUGUAUCUCACGCGGACUCGCCGGCCCAGUUUUGGAUGCAGUUGUUAGAAGAAAAGUCUACUUUAGAAGAUUUACAAAGUAAGCUACAAAUCAUAGCUCCAACUUACUCAAAGAUCGAAGGAGUUCCCGAAGAGAAUGCCUUGUGCCUCGCAGUGUACUCGGUGACUAGCCAGUGGCACCGAGCCAUAGUUCUCGACGCCGAUGAGGACAUAACCACGGUACGAUUCAUCGACUACGGGAAUACCGACAUCAUUGACAGCAAAUCCGAGGAUAUCAAGCAGAUACCGGAAGAGUGGAGCUCAAUAAAACCUUACAGUACAAAGUGCAGACUCGACAUCAUCCCAAUAGGAUCUGAAGACUGGACGGAGGCUGCCUGUGAAAGGUUCAACAAUCUAGUUAUUGGUGAGACAAACGUUGUUCGUGCUGUGACCAUUGCCGAGGGCAAUCCAAAACGUGUCGCGCUAUACUCUGGUGAAAUGACCAUCGGCGAUACUCUAGUGCAAGAAGGCCACGCCGCCAUUGCCCACAGCGAGGAAGAUCUGAUCGAAGAGAUCGUUGAAGUGGUGCUGGAUCCUCGCUCGGCGUUUAUUUGUCACAUAGAGUCUCCGCUCGAGUUCUGGGUCCAAGAGGAAAAAUUCGUUUCGGACCUAGAGGUUAUGGCUGACAGAUUUCUAGUGGCUGAGAUGCUUCCUAAACUGGAGAAAGUAGAAGAAGGCAUACUCUGUGUGGCUAAAUUCCCAGAGGAUGAACAGUGGUACAGGGCAAAGGUCGUGUCUCACUGCAGUGACUCCGGUACCGAGGUAUUGUACAUCGACUAUGGAAACUCCGCAGUGUCCAUUGAACUGCGAAUCCUUCCAGAUGAUCUGGCAGCGAUUCCACCUCUAUCUCGAAAGUGUUGCCUCCCUCUACCCGAUGGAGUGGAUAAAUGGUCUCAGGAAGCCUGCGAGAAGUUUGCACAGAUAUCUGCCGAUGGUGCUACGGUAUUCCUUCUGGAUGUCCUGGAGGAGAAGGAGAACGGAACGUCGCUUGUCAAGCUGACAUUGAAUGGAGAGAGCAUAGCUGACAUUUUGGCGGCUUUCUGUGAAUUUCGAGUGCCCGUUUUGGUAGAGAGGUUGCCACCUUUAGGCGAGGAAAACCCUCCCGAUGUCACUGUCAGUUACGUGGAGUCUCCCUCAGGAUUCUGGACCAUGGCAACCGAUAACAAUGCGAAACGAGAAGCCAUUACGGAACGUCUGGCUGAAGCAGAGCACUUUCUUGUACUGUCCACCUUUGAAGAGGGCACGAUCUGUGCUGCCAAGUUUCCCGAAGACGACAACUGGUACAGGGCACGCAUUCUGUCACAUAGUGAGUCUGGUACAGAAGUACUGUACAUCGAUUACGGGAAUAGUUCUUUAUCCACGGAACUCAGGAGUCUACCAGAGGACCUGAUGUCUACCCCAGAUCUUGCCAAACACUGCACUAUGUGCAUGCCAGAGAGCAUCGAGGCCUGGUCCGAAGAAGCCUGUCAAAAAUUCAUCGAUAUUGUAUCUGACGGCGAUGUAAUCUUCCAGGUGGAAGUUGUAGACAAAGAGCAAGAUCCGAUGCGGGUCUCUCUGCGAUUGCAGGGACAGGAUGUGGUGGACAUAUUAUUACCACUGUGCAAAGCUACCGAUAGGUCUGCGGAAUGUGACUCAACGCAGGACAUAAUCUCCAUCGAAGCAACUGCACCUGUAGAUGGUGCGGAGCCCAUCGAAAAGUCAGUUCCUUUGAUUCUCGAUGGUGAAGAAUCAGUCACUACGGUCAGGAUGGGAUAUGAAGAAACCAUCAGCGAAGGCAGUUCGCUUGGAAAUCAGCUCGCAGAGAAAGUUAAAAUCGUUGACGAUGAGAGUGAGACUUUGAGGAAACAAGAAGUCUCCUACGAUGAGAAUCAACCGGAGGAACACCCUAAGGAACAGCAGGCUAAAAACGAUCGUUCGAUAUCAGUGGACUUCCUGUUAAAUACAAUGACGUUGAUGGAAGGAACGGAAGAAACGAUCGCACACUCGUUGAAUGUGGGAAAUUCCUGCAAAAUCGUCGAAAUCCAUGCGACAACAUCUCUCACUACUGACAAGCAGGUUCGACUAGCAGAGCUGGGCGAUGAGCUCGAAAAUGUAGAAGAAACGACCGACAAGUCGAUCGAGCUGACUGUCGACGACAUAAUCGAAACCAUGGCCAUUGAAACGACCACAGAGCGAAGCGAACUCGAGGGAACCUUGAAGGAAUCGAAUCUCGAGCCGGAGGUCGUCUGCCCCGCGGAAGAGCGAAUCGGCACUCCCGCGAAGACGCCCAAAGCGAAUAAAAUCGUGCCUGGCAGCAUUUCUCGUGGCGUUUCCGUGGAGGAAACUUUCUUGGACCUCCCGGAACCGCGAAGCCCUGUCCUGGCAGAAGACAAAAUCGUUCCUGGGAGCAUCAACCGAGGAGACCUUUCGGCGCCGGUCGAUGAGACCGAAAAGUCCGAUGGGAAAGAGACCGUAGCCGAAAGGGAUACCUUCGAGGCUCCUGCUUGUUCCCCUAGGUUCGUUCCUCUGCUCCACCAGGACAAGGUCGUUCCCGGGAGCGUAUCGAGGGGAGUGUCUCCUUGCGAGGACGUCUCGUGUCCGCGCACCCCGAAAACGCCGUAUUCCGAAAAGCUCGUCGCCGGUGUCGUGGGCGACGUUAGAGUACUCGAGGAUCCCGAAGACGACGAGGUCAUGACAAUCGAGGUGGUGGAGAGUGCUCGUGGCACAGUGUAGAUGAUAAUUAAGAUAAUUACUUGUCGAGACACGAGUAGGAUGCCUCAUGAACGGCGCUUGCGAUCCUUUCGUUGUUUCGGUCUGCGCCUGUUUGGAAUAUCGGCUACAGAGAGGGGUCUAAAAGAAUCGACGAAACUCGCAGGAAGGGUCGCACGCGCUCAUCGUUUUUAGGAUCUUAAAGGGAAGAGAGGACAUUGCCUAAUUUUGCAGCUGGACAAAGUGAGACUACCAUUAAGAUGCCAAACUUUAAGGAACCCUUUAGUCUAAGGGAACGAAGCGGUCGCGGUAUACUUCGAUAACGCGUUACGCUGUCGCCUCUGGCCUUCUGUUCGUCGUGCAGAAGUCAUUUUCUAUAAUAUCCUACAUUCUAACUUUCUCUAUCGCUCAUUUUCGCAUUGCGCAUUCGCUCGCAGGUAACUAGCCAUCCAUAGCUUUCUUACUGCGUGACUAGCCAAAGAUUACGGAGCUCGUUGGAGAUUAAUGAUGGGUGCGACGAAAUCGAGCGGACCACUCGAUGUCGUGUAACCGAAGGACUUAAAAUCGAAGAGCAAUUGUCAAUAAUUAUUUCAUCGCGAUACAAUUGUGACGGUUUUAAUGUCGAAAUCCGGUAUGCUUUUAAGUGUUUCUUCGAGCUCGCCUUGGUUUCCUUUAAAGCGGCGACAUUCGCAUACUAAAUGCACAUUUUCUGUUCUUCCAAAUGGUUCCUUUUUGGAAAUUGAUGCUCGGAAAACGACGGGGAACGGGAACUGGGAAAUCGUGGAUGAUUACCGGAAUAGAUUGCAAAGUGGUGCUCGACAAUUGUUUCUUUUUCUUUCGGAUCGGGAGAACACAAAAUGAAAGUGCCUAAUCGUACCAAAAAAUACGAGUGCUAUGUCAGUUUUCUCGUGCAUCCUAUCGGUUUAUAUCGGAUCUUUUCCUAGAAGACUUCCAGUUGCUUUACUCGCCGAGACUUUCGAUGGGAAGAAUGUACUUUCUGUCUAUGGAAAAAAUACAGAUAGGCGAGAUAUUCAUUCACUGGAUAUAUACAAAUGAUUUAAAAAGGAAAAGGACAAUGUUUAAAGAAGGUGGUUCGCUUCGUUCACUGUAGUUCUUUACUGCUGUGGUAAACAAAGACUCGAAUGUAUCAUUUAUUUCCGCUGUUAAAUAAUGCUAAAAUCAGAUCCGUCUUUUAAGUUCACACAUUGAAAAUGCGAAACUAUUCUUUUUUUUUUGUUUUUCUCAUUCGAGAGUCUCCGCAAGGUGAAAGCGUAUAUUCUCUAAGCGCGGUUAUUUGUCAGAAAAUGAAAGUUGUAAUCUCAGAAGCAAAAACCCAUGUACAUAGAAUGCAAAGAGCGAGAAACAUUUUUGUAUGUAUAGUAUCGAGGGGUAUACGCGAUUUCCAUACGGCGUGUAUGGAAGUAUUUACAUAAAUAUAUUAUAUACACUUUAAGAACGCUUCGAGGACGCGUUCCAGCUAUCGUCAUUAUUGGUUUAUACGUUAAUUUCGUUAAUAGAGAUAAUAGGGAGCAUUGUUCACGGGUUAUCGAUAACCGGUCAAUUACUGCGAACGCGAUCUAAGUCGAGCAGUGUUUUGUGGUCAUUAGGAUUAUUGCGACCUAACGAUAAACGGACUUUGCUAGUUUCGUAGACACCUAGUGGGGAGUAGAGUAGAUUCGUCAGUCGUACCGCUUUGUAAUAACUUUAAGUUGAACCUCUGAAGCACCUCAAGUGACCGUCUUUACAUGCGAUGUACUAGACCAUCCAUUACGGAGGUCACAUUGUUCUUUGGAAUUGAAAGCUCUAUUAUCUCGA